GCUGUUCACAGUGUCAUUGCUGGGAAGGCCGGCGGCCGGCGUUUUGGAGCCAGAGUGGCCCUGUGGGCGGAGCAGACCCGGAGAAGGGAGGUGUUUGUGCUCUGCUCUGCCCCUGGCCUCCCCCUCUGCUCCCCCCACUCCCUGGCCCCUUCCUCUGUCUAAGCAACCCCUUACUUUCUGCCUUGCUCUGUAAAACACCCAGGCUGGCUCUGCCCUGUGGGCCCCCAGGCCCCGUCUGCACCUCACCCCUCCUGGAUGUUGAUACCAGGGGACUUUCUCAUCCUCACUCAAGGCCCAGAGAGGGGCAGGCAUUCCUCGGAGUCCCAGGCGACUGAACCGCAGAUGUCCCCCAUCACCCAUCACCCCGCACCGGCUGGGGGCUCUCAGCGGCAGUCUGGGCACCUGCUGAACCACAGUGGUUUAUGGAAGGAGCCCCGGGGGGAGCUGUCUAAUUCCAGGAAGGAGUGCCCAGAGCCACCCAGCGCUGCCCAGAGCUCUCCAUGGCCUGCCUGAGCCCCUCACAGCUCCAGAAGUUCCGGGAGGAUGGGUUCCUGGUGCUCGAAGGGUUCUUGUCUGUGGACGAGUGUGUGGCCCUGCAACAGAGGAUUGGCCAGAUAGUGGCCCAGAUGGACGUCCCGCCCCACUGCCGCACCGAGUUCUCCACCCAGGAGGAGGAGCAGCUCCGAGCCCAGGGCAACUCUGACUACUUCCUGAGCAGUGGCGACAAGAUUCGAUUCUUCUUUGAGAAAUGCGUUUUUGACGAGAAAGGGAAGUUCCUGGUCCCUCCGGAGAAAUCGGUCAACAAAAUCGGCCAUGCCCUGCAUGCCCGUGACCCUGUCUUCAAGAGUGUCACACACUCCCCCAAGGUGCAGGCCUUGGCCAGAAGCCUGGGCCUGCAGAUGCCCGUGGUGGUGCAGAGCAUGUACAUCUUUAAGGUGAGCUCUCCAUCCGCCCCAGCCUCAGUUUACCCUCUGUACAAUGGGCACAGUGCUCUUCCCAAGCCCUCCUCUCCCCAAGCUGCUGGGAUUCUUGUUAAGCUGGUGGGAGAACGUGUAAGGUUGGUCUCCUCUGGCUAAGGCGCCCGGCACGUAGCAGGUGCUCGGUAAAACGCGUUGGUAGGGGUGGGGGGCAUUUAGCACAGGGGCUCAGUGAC
This is a messenger RNA of Lepus europaeus (European hare), 1153 nucleotides long. Its product is annotated as phytanoyl-CoA dioxygenase domain-containing protein 1-like. The record is from RefSeq and is a predicted model, not a curated record. The transcript has 7 exons. NCBI's taxonomy places the organism in Eukaryota, Metazoa, Chordata, Mammalia, Lagomorpha, Leporidae. Bases 501 to 1076 code for a protein of 191 amino acids.